GCAUUAUUUGCAAUUAUCAGCCAAUAAUUAGAUGUAGAAGAAAAAAGCUAAGCAGAAACGCGGCGAAGUUUGUUGCUGUUCAAAAAAUUUGAAUUGUUGUUAAAUUUGAUUGUUCCGGUUCUGAGAGAUCGACUCUUUGAAGUCAACUGCCUAGUGAGUCAAAUAGUUCCGAAUCGCUCAAACUAAACGAAAAAGAUGUUGAUGGCAAAUGUUAACGGGCCGUUAAUGCUGUUUUUAAUGCGAUCACAUUCUACAACAUUGAAAUGUGACUGGAUUUAUCAGUCUAAAGCAAGACUGUAAACCAUGACAAAAAAACAGAAGCCCCUUUUGGUCAGUGUUGCCCAUUUGUCCAAAACUAAAAAGAAAUUACAAAAUACCUACUCCUUUUUCAAGGUCUCAUUGAAGGCCAACAACACGGCCCUGGCUUUCGCUCUACAGACUGAGAAGCAGAAGCACAAGUUACUACAGAUGGACAACAUGUACCUGAGAAAGGAAGUGGCGUCUGCACACUUUGAUUUGGCCAUCUAUAAGCACAAAUGCAGAGAACUGCUUCUCAUCUUGAAAAACCUUUAUCGCAACAGUCUCCAACACUGGAACACGGUGGUGGAAUUAUUCCCUGACAGUGAUCUCUUUGAACCAUCCGGGGACCACAACGUCUUCCGAACUGAACCCGACAACCCUCCAGUUGAAAAUGAACUUCCUGAGAGCCUUCCAAGUGUGGCACCAGAUCUUCCAGAAGUUCCAAAGGAUUCAGAAAUGCAAGCAGGUAUUCUUGAAAACAACAUGCCGGCAGUCUUACCUGUCCCAAGCAGAGCAGAAACAGACAAAGAGAAAAGGUAUUCAAACCACCAAGCACUCCAGAGGAAGUCAGCACACCAGUCCAACAGCUUAAGGGAGGAAGUGAGUAGGGUGUCACACAGGACCUCUCAGUCUGCUUACGACAUCGACUCUUUGCCGGGUCACCUGAGCGGCCAAACAUCUUCAGCAAUUAAUAUUGCUGGAACAUUGGGUGCCUCUGCUGAAGUCAACGCUCCUUGUGAUUUGCCAGAGAACACUGUAGUUUUCAAUCCAACCAUGGAAUUGACUCACAGCAAUGAUGCAGAAAUAGCCAUUCAUCAUUCCACAGAGCAAAAAACCUCUAAACUACCAAAACCCAAAUACAACAAGAUAAAAAUGAGUAACUUGGUUGUGUCAAGUCCAGCAGACACUUCACAAGAUACGGGCGGGACAAGUUGUGGUCUUAAAGAGCCACAGCCUGAGCCGAUUAGCACCACCUCGCAUCCAGAAGGCCAAAUACUAGACAUUUCUGACAAGCAUUUCCAAGCUGAGUUUCAAAGUAAACUCGCGUCACGUAUUCCCAAAAGGGUGAAAUCCAGAGUUGAGACAGAGAAAAAGGUGAAAAGCACCAAGUCAACAAUGGAUUCUGGUGAUUCUGUCUGUCUUGCCUUGGGUGAUUAUCUCAUGGAUGAUGACGUCUUUUCCUUUAAACCCAACAAGAAAGAAACUUUCCCUUUCGAGAAAGACCCUUUCCCAAAGUCAAAAGUCACAUACAGGAAGCCCAGAAAUAAAAGUCAGACAAGUUCUUUGAUCCACAGUGUGGCAACAAUGUUGUCACCUCAUGACCAAAAUAAUGGUGGGUCCAUAGUGGACCACAAUGACGGAGCAGACAAUUUUGAAACUGUACAAUUUGAGGGAGCAAGCUAUCCCACUGGUGGAAAUGAAUCACAGAUAAACGCAGAGUCUUCCACAAAGUCUCAAGGACAUUCCAACUCAAGAUGCAGGGGAACAUUUGUUAUAUCUGCGGAUCACACUGCACACAUCAGAGAAGAACUUGGACUGUUGUCAAAAGAUAAGGACUCCAGUUUGCAUAUUGAAGAAUCCUUGGACUCUCGGGCAGCGACCAAAGAUGCCGGUUCUGUCACAGCAAUGCCAAGCUCCUGCAAGCGUCCUUGGAUGUCCACUCAGGAUCCAGGAGACUUGUAUGGCAGUAAUAAUAAAGAAAAUGUACUGCCACUGGAGGAAUUCUCGGUUGCAGGUCAUGAGUUUCAGAAGCCCAAGAAAGCGAGGAAGGAGGUCUCAAGCAGAUGCGGAAGGAAAAAAUCACAAUCUUCUAAUGAUGUUGUGAAGGACAUGAACAAACAUCUCCAUGGCAAAAGUGUUUGUCCCGCAGAGCGCGUGGCUUGUCUUCCAGAAUCCACUGACUCCCCUGACUUUUUAUUCUUGAAAGACAUCUUCCUAUUGGAUGAAGAUACUAACAGUUCUAAAUCAGACUCCAGGGUGGAUAAGAAUCCUAAAUGGUACCGAAAUAAGUUCAAACUCCCUUCAGUGGGUAACAGCACCAGAAAUCCGAGAAAGACAUUCUUCCUUUCCAAUCCGGAAAUGCCUCCCAUAAACAUGUCGAAAGAGAUGACUGAAGGUGAAGGAGCUCGUCAGCAUUUGGGUGACCUGCUCAUUGAUGAGAUACCACCAUCGUUGAACAGCUCUAUUGCAGACACCGGGCCAGGCUCUUUAACUUGUAGUCCUAAACGACACCCCGCAAAUGGGCAGCAACUGAUGGAGGGGACCGCCUUGAUCACCCCUGUCUCUUCUCCAGCAGGUAGAGUCUUAAUGUCAGUGACCAACAACCAUGCUAGCCCAUGUAAAGAGAACCAGGGUAGAAGCAGAAGAUGCAAGGACGCGAUCAGUUACAAAGAACCAUCCCUGCGUAGCAAAAUGCGACGUUGAAUUUACAGAUGGCAAGUUCCUAAACUCUCCCGUUUGUAAAGACCACCAGAAGAAGUCACAAGUGCUCCUUUGCAAAGACUGAUUUUCACUUUCUUACUUGAUUGAUACUUUUAUGUUGUUGGCUUUAAUGCACAUUUAGUGAGUUUAAUAAAAAUGUUUCAUUGUUAAGGUUUAUGUUAAUGUUUAAAAAUGUUGAAAGGUUUUUUCUGACUGACUGGACUGUUCAUGAUGCAUGCAUGUUGGAAGCUCUUCAUAAAUGAUUCAAGUCCGCUUGUUCAUUUGAGACUUGCCUAUCGUUUCCCAUGUGAGGGUCACCACAUUCAGUCCAGUCUUGCUGGGCACAAACAUGUAAUGUAGACAUCUUUUGAUUGCUGUGCACAACCAUUUUGGUGAGUACAAAUGUGUUUUGCAUAGGUUACUGUAUUCUUUGUCUUUUGUAUCGAUUCAGCAUUGGGAAAGCGAGUUGAUUUUGAUUUUAUUUUGCUCCAGUUUCUGUCAAGCUGUUUUCUGCAGCUACUUCCUGUUGAACAAACAAGACUCGUUGCCAAAAUGGAGUCAAAGCAGCUGAAAAGAAAUGUUGAAUUUCUCCUGUGAGUACCUGUACUUUGUAUACACAUUAAAGGGACAGUGUGUAGACAUUUCAAAUUUUUCAAUGCCAUCUAGCGGUGAAUUCAUUGAAUGCAUUGACCUAAAUUUGAAGCGCGUGCAUUUUGAAGCACGCCAACUGCAGUGCCACAUUUUGCAAGCCUACCAAUAUCUUUAGCAGAGACUCAAACAAAAUGUCAUCACAGACUUCCUGUAAGGUGAGAGCCCUAACACAUAUAAUAUUAGUGAUUACUUGACUUACAAUUGUAAACAAAAAAAAUGUCAUCACAGACUUCCCAUAAGGUGAGAGCCCUGACCCAUAUAUUAAUGAUUACUUGACUUUUGAUUGUAAACAAAAUAAAUGUAUGUUAUUGUGAUAGAACAUUUUUAUUGGUUUUUAUUUUAAGUCUUUAUAAUGAAGACUUUUUACUCACUGUUCCUC
Syngnathus acus (greater pipefish) is the source of this 3751-nucleotide messenger RNA. RefSeq lists its product as uncharacterized. Gene Ontology annotation, biological process: meiotic chromosome segregation. NCBI's taxonomy places the organism in Eukaryota, Metazoa, Chordata, Actinopteri, Syngnathiformes, Syngnathidae. The transcript is spliced from 9 exons. Bases 304 to 2724 code for a protein of 806 amino acids. Gene Ontology annotation, cellular component: chromosome, centromeric region; nucleus. The record is from RefSeq and is a predicted model, not a curated record.